ACAAGCCAACCCAAUUGUAAUUUAAAGAUAUUAUCGAAGCAAACUGCGGGACGUGACCAUGACAACGUGAAAGUGGAAAUUUGCUUCGUUUGGCUGUUUUUCUGGAAAAAAUGGCAGCCAGCGUUAUCCGAGGUGGUGUGGUUUUUCGGUGGUGUCCUCGGUCGGCCGGGCCUCGGAUGCGGUGAAACGUUGGCCGGUGCAAUAGCAAAUUGUAUUAGCACGUUUUAUAGUGCGGUGGGUUUUGUAUUUGGUGCAUUUUGAGACCGAGUGUGUGGAGUGUGCAACUGACGCGUAAUCUGCAAAAACUCGUUUCAAACUGAUCAAGAGAAAGUUGCCUUUGGUGGUAGGAAAAAGGUUCUUGAGUAGUAAACUCUUUGUGGUGUUAACAAGUAGUAAAAAGUGGUUCAUAAUUAGUGGUAAAUGUGAUCAGUUGAAACGAUAAGCUGAAAAUCGUGGCCUGCUGUGAUUAUUGAGUGCAUUUCCGGUACGAACCAAGGAACGCAAAGUCAUCAAACUGGCACAAGUACACCUGCGAGACGCCGGCUCAUGAGUAGCAUUCGGUCAAGCGAGCGAGAUCGUAUCACUGUGAAGAUUCAUAACAUGAAACGUAGCGCAUCGCGCGAAUCUCCACCACCUAGAUCAAAGCGACGAAGCAGUAUUGGACGUUACGACGAUAGCUCCGACGAACGAAUUACCCCUGACAGAAUGAGACGCCGUGUAGCACGUUCGCCGAGCCCGCGCGCUCGUUAUGCCUCCCCGCACCGCGAAGAAUACGGAUCGCGUAGUGCCCGACCGGAACCGCCCAGUGGCGAUCGUUACUCCUACAAGGUGCUGUGUGUCAGCGCCCUCCACCCGAAAGCAUCGGACGAGUUCAUCAAGGAAACGCUGUACCGCGAGUACAAGAAGUUUGGUGACUUUAGCAUUCGAAUCUCGCACGAUCUCGACGAGCGUGUAGCGUACGUGUGCUUCCGCACAUCGGAGGACGCACGCGAGGCCAAGCACGCCAAAUCGCGCAUCAUCCUGCACGACAAGGUCGCCCUGGUCGAGCCGGUGUACGAAUCCUCGAAAUCGGAAUCCUAUCGCCGUCCUCGUUCGGCCUCACCAUCGGAGUACGAUCGGCACUACUAUGCGCGAUCGCCUGGUGUACCGCCACCGGAUCGCCGUAGGCCACCGGAGCAUCACCCGUACGAUGCUUACGGUCCACCGCCGGGUGGGCGAAUGCAUCAUCCCGAUUUCCGUCCGCCGAUGCACCACGACUAUAUGCCGCGUGGUCCGCCGCUGCAUCAUCAUGGGCCACCGCACAUGCAUCCCGGACCGCCGCAUCAUCAUUAUAUGCCACGACCGUACAUGCCGCGUCCGCGCGCACCAUUUGAGAAGCCGGAAAACAAGAAGGACAAGUUCCCGAAUUAUCUGCACCACAUCCAGCCGGAAGACGACCCGCUGUCGACGCGUACCCUGUUCGCAGGCAAUCUAGAGAUCAACAUCUCGGAUGAGGAGCUGCGACGCAUCUUCGGCAAGUACGGACUUGUCGAGGAUAUCGACAUCAAGCGACCACCGCCCGGUACAGGCAAUGCGUUCGCCUUCGUACGCUACCAGACGCUCGAUAUGGCGCAUCGUGCCAAGGUGGAGCUGUCCGGUCAAUACAUUGGCAAGUUCCAGUGCAAAAUCGGAUACGGAAAGGCAACGCCGACAACGCGCGUCUGGGUCGGAGGUCUCGGUGCCUGGACCUCCGUUACGCAGCUCGAGCGGGAGUUCGAUCGGUUCGGUGCGAUCAAGAAGAUCGAAUACACGAAGGGUGACACCCAGGCCUACAUUCUGUACGAUUCAAUUGAUGCGGCCACGGCAGCGGUUAAGGAAAUGCGUGGCUUCCCGCUUGGUGCACCCGAUCGUCGGAUUCGUAUUGACUUCGCGGAUAAUGGUACAGCGCCGCCCUUCCCCAAGACAGGCGGUGGCCGUCCGUUCGAGGAGGGUGGUGGCGAGUAUCGCCGGGUACCGGAGUACGAGUAUCCUGAUGGUGCGCCUCCGUACGAUGAUGCACCGUACGGCAGUGGUGGAUACGGAGCACGUUCAUUCCGUGGUCGUGGUAGCAGUGGAGGAACCCCCGGAGGUCCCGGUGGUGCAGGUUAUCGUGGCCGUGGAGGUGGUGCUGGCUUCCGCGGUGGUUUCCACCAUGAAGGACAUCGCGCUGCUCCUGGCGGUGGACCACCACAUCACGGUGCCGGUGGACCAGGCGAGGAAGAAUGGCGUCGUCCGGCCGGUGGAGCCGGUGAGCCCGGUGAAUACGAGCAACGACGACGAUCCGGAUCGCGUGAGGCGGGCAUCGAUCGAUCCCGUUCACGAUCACCGAGACGCCGCAGUCCGGCGGAUUCCGAUUCGGAUUCAUCUUCUCGUCGCAACGGUGUGCUGACUACGGCCCGCACUCUGCCCGAGGUGGCCCGCAAAUCGACUACCGUGUGGCAGGGAGCAUUGAUCUUGAAGAGCUCGCUCUUCCCGGCCAAAUUCCAUCUCACCGAUGGUGACGCGGACAUCGUCGAUGGGCUGAUGAAGGAUGAAGACGGUAAGCAUCAUCUUCGCAUUACGCAGCGCUUGCGCCUCGAUCAACCGAAACUGGAGGAUGUCCAGAAGCGAAUCUCUUCAUCGUCGUCGCACGCCAUCUUCCUCGGUCUACCUGGGUCCACCUCGGCCGUCACCUCCUCCGACGACGCCAGCGUUCAAACGCGCCCGCUACGCAAUCUGGUGUCCUACCUGAAGCAAAAAGAAGCAGCCGGUGUCAUUUCGCUGCUUAACAAAGAAACCGAAGCCACUGGCGUUCUGUAUUCGUUCCCGCCGUGCGAUUUCUCGACGGAACUGCUGAAGCGUACCUGCCACAAUUUGACAGAGGAGGGUUUGAAAGAAGAUCAUCUUGUGAUUGUGGUGGUACGCGGUGGUACUGCCUAAAUUUAACUGUGCGUUGGGAGGGGUGUGAGGGGUAGACGUGUGCAGUAAUUUUAGGAAAAAGUAUUGUCCCACUUUAAGGUAAACUUAAAACGUCACGCAUGCAAACCUAUGACAACAAUCUACACCGUGAUCGACGGAGGUAGAGAAGCGUUUUCACUCAUCAUGUCCUGCGUUUUUCACGCCCUCUGGGAGCAGCAGUGAACACCGUUUUACUGCCGAUGAUUGUAGAGUGCUCCAGAUACAGAAUUCCAAGAGAGGAACUAACAUUGCAAACAUGGUAACCAGCAACAACAACCCGUACCCAUAACAACGGGCGUCGUGAAAGUAGUGCUCGUGUUUGUGCGUGCGUGCGUCCGUGUUUUCGAUUCACUUUCAUCAUCCCCAUUCCUUCACCACAUACACAACCAACCGAUGAUGACUGGUCUAGGAGGCGACAACGAUGAGUUGACCAAUGAUUACUCGACGAACUAAAAAGAAAAAAAUCGUGCAUCAAAAGGGACCGUGUGACACGCGUGACUACCAGUGACGGCAAUGGUAGUGGAUAAGUUAAGGUGAAGAAGAGGAAGGAGAGAGAGCAGAUAUCCAAAACAUGGGAUAUUUCGAUUGCCCUAGUAUCAUCAUUUUACCCAUUUCGUCGCUUUUUGUGAAAUGUAGGAACACAAGUUCUGCGUGAGAUGGGUCUCGAGAGGUAAGGUUUUGUAUGUGACUGAGAGGAGUUUGAGAAGCGCUGUGGUAAAAAGGUAUCCCGAAGAAAUUGUGCGUGAUCUUUUUUUCCCUCCUUACCUUUUUAUUACCACCCCCUUUCUUCUUCAUUACAAACGUUUGCGCUUCGGAAGUGUGUUGAUCUUACAUGAAUAAAUGUGUAUCAGGAGAGCAGAGCCAACAACAGUCGUCUGGCGUGUGAUUUAGAUGAGUGAGAGCACGCGUUAGAUCUCGAGUGUUGUGUGCAUCCUCCGAUGCCCAUCCGUGUCCGGUGUGUAUGGUUUGUGUGCGUGUGUCCCUGUGGGAUUGUUCUGUUCUUUCGAAAAAAUAUCCGUGAAAACAGGCAAACGUAUCGUGACAAACGUGGAAGACAAAGUCAAGCGAAGUUUUUCGGUUUGUUUCGUAUAAAUUACACUAUACCAUAUCAAGAUUGCAAUUAUAUUUCAUCUUCAAUUAACUAUCAGACUCAGUAGCAUGCGCGAAAAAAGAGAUUCUUCAGGGUACAUUGUUUUUUUUCCUUUUUUGAUACGGUAUAUCCUCGUACGCAUACGACCAAUAAGAUGGAUUGAUUUUUACCUUCAUGUUUGAUGUUAGGUUUUUGUUUAGUUUACUUUGCUUCACAAUCAAAUUGAUUGACGGGUCCUUACGGUGUGGCGAGCUCUUUCGGUAGGAAAGGACAUGGAACGAUCAUUUUCCGGAUACGAGUUUGAUCACAGUAGGUUUUUUUAAUAUAUUGACAGAAGAGCCAAACGGUUAUUCCUAGCCACUAUAUACUGAUGGAAUAAUUAGAAGCAACCAUUAUAAAAGCAAGGAAUUUCAUUCGUGUACACACAUGCUUGCAUGCAGACAUUAAAACAAAGCAUUAGACUAGAGUGGGCACUUUAUGUAACCGUAUUCAAAAGAGUGUGUGGGAGAUGUGAAAAACGAUAGGAAUGUCUUCAUUGACGAUACAUGGAAACAGUAGAUUGGAAUGAUUUAGAAUUUCAGUGUUUCGUGUACUCGCUCAACCAACAGUAGAUCUACAAAUAAAUAAACAGAUUUAAUCCAAGAUGCUUCCUGCUGGUGGUGUGUAGGGAACAAGGGUGGUGGCUCCCAGCGUGUGCUGAUUGUUUGUUGGUGUUACCGUGACAAAUGAAACCGAGUAAUGAUGUUAAGCGUUUGAUUGCAACACAGUGCCACCUGCAGUAGAUUGUGAUGUAAAUGUAAGCAAAAUCAUCCGUGUAUAGUUCUAGUUAUUUAAAGAGUUUACGUAUUUGUGCAAUUUGGGGAACCUAUAGAAGCAUGCUCGAUCGAGAUGGGUGUGAUGAGUCUCGACUUCGUUUGUUGGUGCUGAUUGCAGAAUAAUUCGUGACAAAUUUGUGGCUCCCAGAGUUUGUAACUAUUUGAUAUUGUGCAAGAGUGUUUCCAUCCAUAUAAAUUCUGGAAAUUUACAGCCCACAUGAUUUCAUCCCAAAUCUUCAACUACCUCAGUAAAUAACUGAGACGGCAUUGAUAUGACCUUUGUUUUGCUGAAGAACCUAGAGGUUCUGUUAGGAUAACUGUUGUUUUUUAGACCUUAAAAUAUGGCUUUAUUCCUACGUACUGUUUUCUAUUAAAAAACAAAUGUAGGACAAGCUGCGGCACUUGAUUUAUGGUAAUCACGUGUUCGUUCAGUGAAAAGUAUACUCCCCGGCCCUGGUAAAACGUUCGUUCUGUGUCAGUUUAAGCAAAGUGCAGGCAAUUUUUAUUCGAAAGAUCUGCCAAAAUAACCAUGUACCUCCUGUAAUCUCCUCACGAAUUCGUGCGUUUUUCAAGCCUUUCUAGUUGUGCUGUGCUAAAUGUGUUGCAAGUUCUGCACGGCGAUCUUCGUCGGAAAAUAUGUGGUGUAAGUUUUCGUGGUUGUUGUUUGCAAUGAGCGAGUGAGGGUCUGUUUAAGUUGUGAUUUUUUUUUGGUUUGUGAACUGGAAGAUCCUUUCUCUAUCCGAAAUUAUUUAAAUAUAUUGAGUUAUGUUUUAUGUGCAGUGUGCGGGUUGGUGCCAAUAUUUUUACUGAACGGCCACGUGUGUGUUUCGAUUUGCUAAGAGAUUUGCGAGCUCCAAUUCGUGCUAGGUGUUAAUUUCACUACCAAUAGUUUUUGCAUUUUUAGAUUUGAAUUGGGUGUAAUGUUACUGAAGGUUCUACCUUAUGAUCGGUCGUUGUGCUGUCCCUUUCCAGUAUUCUGGGCUUCUGAGUGUAGUUCCGGUAGUUUGGUUGCUAUGCAAAUCGUGGGCUAUGAUCGUUUUGCAAGUUUGGGAUUCAGCUGACUUUGGUUUCAU
Anopheles darlingi is the source of this 5933-nucleotide messenger RNA. RefSeq names its product RNA-binding protein spenito (gene nito). Gene Ontology annotation, cellular component: nucleus. Gene Ontology annotation, biological process: regulation of alternative mRNA splicing, via spliceosome. Gene Ontology annotation, molecular function: mRNA binding. The transcript has 3 exons. NCBI's taxonomy places the organism in Eukaryota, Metazoa, Arthropoda, Insecta, Diptera, Culicidae. The record is from RefSeq and is a predicted model, not a curated record. Bases 547 to 2937 code for a protein of 796 amino acids.